CCAAAGCUGCUCUAAGGCACAUUGAAAACAAGCUGGAUGUGGCCCCCACAAGCAGCGUCAUUUUUGAUCCCAUCAUGGAUGCCAGGAAGCCAGUUGGUGCUACUCGGAAAAUAAGUAGGAAGGAUGGACGAUACCUUGAGGAUACGAAUAGUCACCCAAGCAAGUCUUCCCGUCCUAGAAAAUCCAUCAAAGAAAAGACUUCUCGCAGUCCACUGCGUGUCACUACUCUGGAGAGCAAUGUGAAAACUUCUUGCCAUGUUGGGUUCCGGGAACCUUUGGCCUCAUAUCGGGAUGCUGCAAGUGUGCUUUCAUCUUCAAAUGAGAAAAGCUCCGUGCACCCUGUAUCUGGUCUAAAUAAUGGCGGCCAGGACGAAAAGGACUUUGACAGCACUCGUACUUCAGCUUUGGAUGAGACCUCUGUGCGCUACCUGAAUGACCGACUGGCCAUUGAUGCUCUUGAGUGGAGAUCACAGCAGUCUCGCAGUGACAUACAAACUGGUUUUAGAGAAAUGAAAGCAUCAGAAAUUUCCCAGCAACAUGUGUCGUUCAGUCCUUCAAGUAAUAAGCUAGAGACUCUGAAAAGGCGGCAACCUGACACCAAACUGGAGAAACUGAAAGAAAGAAUUCGCCAGCAGUGGGAGAUGUCAGUGGAGAAGGACAACAGAGAACGUCUCCCAAACACUACAAAUUAUACAGAUGUUGCAACAGGCACAAAGACGCGGAAAGUGGCAGCUGCCCCUCCACCUCCGUCUUACCGUGGUUUUAACCCCCCAGAAACAAAAAUUCGUACUCCAGAUGGAAAAGUCUGGCAGGAGGCUGAAUUUCAGAACCUCAGUGCACAGCUCCAUAGUACAUUGACACCCUCAUUCCAAGAAAUUGCACCUUCAAGUGAAAAGACGAAAGAGAGGAGAACAUCUAGACCAGUGAGGAAGGUGCAGAGGUUGGGAGUAGAUGGAGGCUCUGCAAGUCCUGAUGGCAAAAUGGGACACAUAAUUAGUACAUCUUCAUGGAGAGAUGGUCAAAAGCUGGUAAAACAAAUCUUGGGUCCUGCACGUAAGGUUGAAAAGGAAGCAAAGUCUCAUUCUGAUGAUCUUCAGACAAACAAACAGGCUUCAUCCACAAGCAGAGCAAUGGAUAAAAGGUCGGCAUCCAAAGAAAGGAGCACAGAGAGAAGGAUGGUAUCUGAUGAUCAGCAGGGGAAGGGUCGUUCAAAGUCAAGUGAUCGACAUACUGGCAAAAGAUCCUCUUCCAAAGAUCCACCGAAAGAAAGCCAGGACACAACCAGUAAAUCAGCUUCAUGGUCCAAACCCUUGUGCAAGGAUUGUUUAGAGGAAAUAGUUGCAAAAGAUUCGGCCGGAAUGUUUAAGGGGCUUUUGGACUCAAUGAGAGAUGAAAUGGUUACUACAUUUCAGUCUUUCAGGUCGGCGCUCCAGACCCCGAGCUGGUGCUCCAACAAAAACUGGAGCUGGCUAUACUGCACUUGGAGAGUCUGGGUUGGUUUGGUGAACAGGGAGGAGUCACAACUGGUCCCCGCGCAGAGAGUGAAGUUUCUGGGUUAUUGGAUCAAUACCGAGGACAUGACCAUUGCAUUACCAGGAGACAAGGUGUCUCUAUUGAUAGAGGAGUCGCUGAGACAGAAGUUACAGAACACAGCCCCAGUCCAGUCGGUGAUGAGAAUGGUCGGUCUCAUGACGUCUACGAUCCCAGCUGUUACCUGGGCACAGUUCCACUCAAGGCCAUUGCAGAAUUGGCUGUUGAGGGUGUGGGGAAGUCGACUAGAGGACUUAGACAAAGGGGUCCAGAUCACAGAGGAAAUCAAGCAUUUACUGCUGUGGUGGAUGGAUUGUCGGAACCUCUCAGUCGGCAGACUUUGGUGUCAGCCUACACCGCUGGUGGUCACGACAGAUGCCAGUGCCUGGGGUUGGAGUGCUCACUGCCAGGAGCACAUUUGGCAGGCUGCCUGGGAGCAGGCGGGCCGCCUCAAAUCGUCAAACUGGAGAGAGCUGAAGGCGAUAGAGCUAGCUCUCUGCCAGUUCCGGGAGAUGUUAGCCGGUCACCAUGUGGCAGUGGCCUAUAUAAACAGGCAGGGGGGCACGCGUUCGCACGGCCUCAUGCAGUUGGCAACGAAUAUUCUAACUUGGGCAGAGCACAACCUCCUCUCCCUGACGGCGAGGCAUAUCAAGGGCAGCCUGAACGAGUUGGCCGAUUCACUCAGCAGGACGGAGCUGCACAGGUCAGAGUGGACUCUGAACGCAGGAACGUUUGCAUGGAUCACCAGCUUGUGGGGCUGUCCCGAGGUGGACCUCUUCGCAGCGGCCGACAACAGAAAGGUGGAACCAUUUUUUUUUUUCCCUCUCCAGGAACGACGGAGCCCUAGGGGUGGACGCUUUGGUGCACCCCUGGAGGUUCAGUCUAGGUUACGCAUUUCCUCCACUGCAGUUAAUCCCGAAUGUGCUUCGAAAGCUCAGGGGCGAACGGAUGACGUUAAUUCUCAUAGCGCCAUGUUGGCAGAAGCGGCCGUGGUUCACGACCCUCCUGGAGCUGUGUGUGGCGGGGCCUCUGCUUUUUCCGCCAGCGGCGGAUUUAUUGAUGAAGGGCACGGUGAGACACCCGCAGGUGCAAGCUUUAAAUUUAGCUGCAUGGCUACUGAGAGGGAGGUGUUAACGAACAAAGGGUUAUCAGCACGGGUGGUGGCUACACUGCUGCACAGUAGAAAGCCGAUAACAUCUGCGAUCAACCUGAAGGUUUCUGUGCUGUCUAAUUUCGUGGACAUUAGACUGGCGGAGGAGCCUCUCACCAAAAGGUUCAUGCGAGCGGUAGGCAGAAUGAAACCCCCGAAGCGUAAGGUGGUGCCAAACUGGGACCUCUCGGUGGUGCUACAAGGGUUUCUCAAGCAGCCUUUCGGGCCCCUGGGGGGGUGUUCCAUUCAACAGCUGACGAUAAAGACAGCUCUCUUGGUAGCGUUGGUUUCCGCACGGAGAAUUAGCGAGAUUCAGGCAUUUUCCAUUACAGACCCGUACUGCACCAACCUGGUAGAUCGGAUUAUUUUGCGACCAGACCCGGCAUUCCUGCCAAAGGUGGUUUCCACCUUCCACAGGACUCAGGAGGUGGUCAUUCCUUCGUUUGCCACCAACCCGGCCUCUGCAAGAGAACGGGAAUGGCAGGGUAUUGAUGUUCGUAGGAAUCUUCCAGGACAGCAUAUUCCCACCCUUGCACACUCUUCAAGCCGUUUGGAGUCUCAUCAUCCUGAGAAUUCUACUAGGGGUCAAGCUAAGAAAACAAAUGAAGUAAACGGUACAGAGAUGCAGAAAGUCAAAGCUGAAUCGACAGAAGUGAAAAAAGAUUUUCUUCCUCUGGAAAUCAGGGGAAUCUUGGAAGAUCUGCAGUUGGACGGUGCCGUUGAUGGUACUAAACAGGUCCGUAACAGAAGCCAAAGCCCCACCAAAAGGAAACCUGAAAAGGGACAAGUUUCUGAAGAGCCACACAUCUCCUCAAAAAGGAGGCAUUAUGACACUGAGCAGGUACGGUUAUAUAUUAUGCGCCAACAGGAAGAGAGGAAAAAGAGUCAGCAGAAGCAGAGGGAGGCCCAGCGGCAAGCUGAGGAACAAAAGAACAAGCGACUACAAGAACUGUAUCAAAAACAAAAGGAGACUUUUAGCAAAGCUAAAAGUGUGUCCUUGGGACAGCGAGAGAAGGAAGUUCAGGAGACGACGUCAAGCAAGUCUCCGGAACCAAAUUUACAGCGACCACAUGAUACUUACACCAAACUGCUGCUAGGACAAGCCUGGCCUGAAGUCUCUACACAGAAGAAGGAAACAAAACUUUUGUAUCAGCCUUCCGGUGAGUCAGACAAAGAGAAUAAAGGCCAGGAGAGACCUCAUAGUGCCUCCUCCAGUAGCGACCUCUCCCUCUCUGAGCCUCUACAGCCCCUUCUCAGGAAUGACCUUGCAGAGACAUACUAUCCUCAACCAGACAGGCUGACCUCAAAAAGCCUGUUACCUCAUUCUUAUAGCCAGACACCAGGGGGAGCCGGAAUUCUUCCUCAGUACCUUGCCCUUCCUAAAGACUUGGAAUCUAUGUUUAGUAACUGGAAAAGUUCUACAAAUGUAUUGCCAUCCAGUCACAAGUCAAAUGUCCAAGGAAAACCAUCCACUGAUUUCAAGAGCAAUCUGGAUCGCAUAGAAUCUUUAAAAGCAACAGCAGUAUCUCUGUCCUCUAGAAUUGAAAAUGAAGCUAAAAAGUUAGCUGGUGGAUCACUUAACUUUCCAUCUGCCUGGUCUGUUGAUCCAGAUCCAAGACAGCCAAUAAAAGCAGCUUGGAAGAAGCCAGACAGUCCCCCAGAACGAGAGAGUCGAGAGGAUGUUUUCUCCAGUAGGAUGCAGAAAAUGCUGAGCACAUGUUCCAGUAGCUUCUCCCAGGAUGACCUUCCUGGGGCAAACCAUCUCUACAGGAAACAUCCUGAGGAGCUUAUGCCUCGAGCAUCCACCUCUCUAAGGACACACGAUGUUGGACAAGAAGAAAAAUCGUCCAUGCAAAAACCUGAAACAUCUGCAAGGCCUGAAAUGUCAAAGAAAGCCUCUCUGUCUCCCAAUUCCAGCACCAGCUCUAUUAGUGAAGGGCCAAUAUUGAGUGAGGCCAGUUUUUCUGAAGAGGAAGGUCUUCCUAAACACGAGUCACAUCCUAAUCCUGCAGAAACUCUUAAAAGUAAAGAGUUCUGCAUCCGGGACACCAAAUCUUUUGCUCCGCUUUCUGAGUUCCAGAGGGAGGCUGAUAAAUAUCUACCUUUGCCAACAUCUAGCAUUAGACCGGACCCUUGGGAGGAGUUGGCCAAAGGAAGCCCUCACAGUGUCAUUAACAUCUUUACCAGAUCUUACCAGUACUAUGGCAAAAAACUAAAUGGACAUUGUGAAGAGAGCAAACCAGAGCCUGUGCAUUCAGCAGCUAGUCCUCAGAACAGCAUCUCCUAUGCAGAUGAUUUUGUUUCAUCCCAAUCUAGUGAAGCGACCGUAGGCUCUCAGAAGUCUGCUCAUCGAAGUGUGGAUAGCAGUGCUUCCAGUGCCAAGGAGGAACUGUCAGCUGCCAAGUCUAGAAGUGAAGGAGCAUCAUCUCACUCUUCACCACCUUCCUCUGUUGCUUCAUCUCCUUUAUCAGUUUCCUCUCACAGAGGCAGUUCAAAGAGAAAGGAAUCGCAGAAUGGUAGCCCUCAGUUGCCUCUGGAUGUUGUGCAAAACGUAUCCGGCUCUGAACAUAAAAGCAAUGUCGGCAAGCAAGCUCAGUCUGGAAAAGAGCAAUCUGCAGGUUCUGAAUCUGACAGCACCAUGGGUGAUCUUUCUUCUCGAUCUAUUACCAGCCUUAUGUCUGAUGGAGGAAGGAAUGAUAAAAGUCAUUAUUCUAGCAUAAAGGAUACAGCAGGACAAGCACCCUCAGCACCAGCACAUCCAGUCACUGCAGCCGCAGGAAGCCAAGCUCCAGGCUUAAUGGCUGUAUCGGGACAAAGUGCUAUUCGAUUUUCCCCUGCCGGCUUACAGCACCGCAUGUCUGCGGAACUAAACUACUUGGGUGCCAUGGAAGAAUCGGUUAGACAGCUGUGUGAUGUGGAGCGUGUCCGGGGAAUUUCACUUGCACAGCAAGAAACUGUUUCUCUGGCUCAGAUCCUAAAGUCUCAACAACAACGCCAUGAGCAAAGUAUGGCUGCUCUUAGACUGCAAGCAGAACAAGAGGCCCAAGCAAGUAUGAGACAACUGGAGGAGGCACGUCAGAUGGCAGCACAGACACAGGCAGAAAUGCUUCAACGUUUCCAAAAGACGCUGGAAGCUUCUGCAUCGCAAAAUGUUGUCCAGGUACAAGAGGCUGUGGACCAUGAUUACUUGUCUCCUACCAGCUCAGACCCUGCUGCCAUCUCUUCCACGGAACAGCAAAAGCGCCAUCGCUCUCGUGGUAUAAGAAAAAAGACUUCUCGCUCUGCCUCUCCAUCUUCUCAGCCUUCAAGCAGUGUGUCCAGCUUCAAAGAGCAAUCUCACAGUAGCAGUGAACAGGAAAGUCCACCACCUUCAUCUGUCAAGGAGGAAAUCAUUAGUCAGCGAGAUCUGGAGGAGAGCAUCUCUGAGGAGCUGCCAACACCAGACGGGAGUGCGUUAAAGGGGGACAGCAGCAUUUCUCUUGACGAUAAAGGUGUUACCUCAGCAGUUCCUACUAAUGAAGAGGGCAUUGAGGAAUUAUCAUUUCGUUCUCUGCUUCCCUCUGAAUCCCACCGGCGCGGUAGCUUGGAGAGACAGAGAAGUCGGAGACAUGAAUCUGACGAGGAAAGCACUCCUGAUAAGGAGCUCAGUGGCCCCUUUUCAAGUGGACAGGACAGUUUCUGGAAAUUCACAAUGGAGAUGGUUCGGCAAUACAUGCAAGAAGGAGAAAUGCGCUCUGCACACCAGGCUGCUCUCCUUCGCCUGCGUCAGAAAGCACUGAAAGAGAAGACUAAAGCAGAGCUUGCUUGGCUGGAACACCAGAGAAGAAGUCUGCGUGACAAGGGAGAAGAUGACAAAAUGCCACCAUUGAAGAAGAGACAACGAGGCCUUUUACUGAGACUCCAGCAAGAACAGGCGGAAAUCAAGCGUUUGCAGGAAGCAAACAAAGCUGCACGCCGGGAGAGGCAACUUAUCCUGAAACAGCAAGAGGAGAUUCAGCGUAUCCAGGACAGCACACUGCGGCUACAGGAGAAGCUUAAAUCUGCAGAAAGUGGGCAGUUGCCCAGUGAAGGUGAUGUUCGACUCAGUCCACCAUCAAGCCAAGUUCCCUCUGAUGCGGAGAGUCGGAGUCCCUCUCCUGUGUCAGUCUCUGGCAGUGAGACCAGCAGCAUCAUGCAGAAGCUCCGCAAAAUGCACAGCCACAUGGAUGCCAAAUUCUUGACAAAGCGGGAACAGCAGCUGGUGCAGAGGAGGUUACAUGCACAGGAGCUUCUGGAGUGGAAAAGGAGGCUGGAUGCUGAAGAGCUGGAAAUUAGGCGCAUUGAGAAGCAGGCACUGGCUGCUUGGGAGAAACCAAGAGUUAAAACCAAAAGUCAGAGCACUGAGGGAGAAGAGACUGUGCAAGAAGAGAAGAGGAGCAGGGAGGCCUCCCCAACUCCAAUGAGCCCUGCAAUACACACUAGAACCUCUCUAAGUCCCCCACCAGAAUAUUUAUCCUCAGAGAGCAUUGAACCAUCACCCAUUGCUGAACAGAUCCACGAGCAGAGUGGGGAACACAGCAGCAUCUCUGAAGAUCUGGUCUUAUCUGCUCUCAGCAAGAAGUCUCCCCCUAGGAGCAACAAGUCCCAAACGGAAUUAGAAUCCAGCAAGGAGAGUACAAAAUCUGGGAGACAAAAUGUGCACAUUACAUUGAGGCCUCACCAGCUUUCUCACACUUGGUCUGAGGAAUCCUUGUCUAUGACAUAUUCAGAAGCCACAUCUGACCAAAGUGACAUCGAGGGCCGUAUCCGAGCGCUAAAGGAAGAGCUAAGGAAACGCAAAUCAGUUGUGGAAAACCUGAAGAGAGAACAGAAAAGAAGACAGAAAGAAAGACUGAGAGCUCAGGAAGCCAUCUUACUUCAGCAGCUUCAGUCAUAUGAUGAGUACAUUCAGAAGACGCAAGAUGAACUGAGCAGGGAACAAGCUACAACACCACCCAGUGUUAAGAGUGUGACUAAAGCUGACCAGGAUUUAUUUUCUGUGAGACCUGAUUACCUACAAAGAGCUGACAUCACUCCUUCCUUUAAAGCUGAGAGCGAGCACAUAACAGACAUCAGUACCAGGUCUGAAGCAGAGAGCAGCAAACAAGAGAAAUCUUUGGACAGCAGGAAUGAAGUUGUAACGGAGAGUAUCCCUGAUGAACCUGUACUUGUACCGCAGCAUUUCACUGGCAAGGAAGAUGUAUCUGUUGCAAGUUCUCUGUUACUCCCAGCCAGGGAGGCUUUACCAAACUCGGCACAUGACAGUCCUGUGUCCAGUAUACAUUCAGAGAUUCCCGAGGAUGUGCUCGACACACAAAGCCAAAGGUCCAUCUCACCUUUGCCUACCUUGAACCUUAAUUUAAGGAGCGAGACUCCAGAGGAUGACAUCUCCCCACAAAAAGACCACUCUUACUCUGAGGAUUUUGAGUCAUCUGUACCCUUAAAGCUGUCAGCCUCUGAAACUCCACGUGAGGAAUUUGAUGUCUCAUUGACAACACCAGGAAGGGAGCUACAUAGUGAUAGCUUUUUUGAGAAAGAAGAGGAUAACGUUGAGCUAAAAUCGGCUAGUCCUCACAUUCUAGACUUCAGCGAGGUCAAGCCUCCUUCACUAGAACACCUUCCCAUUAGUAACAUAACUGACCCACUUGCAAUGUUACAGCUGGGAGACAGAGUUUUAGUUAGUGGCGUACAACCUGGUACACUACGUUUUAAAGGAGAAACCCUCUUUGCAGAAGGCAUAUGGGCUGGGGUGGAGCUUGACAAAUCUGAAGGCAACAAUGAUGGCUCACUAGGAGGAAGUCGAUAUUUUGUAUGCUCUCCUCUUCAUGGAAUCUUUGCUCCACCAUACAAAAUCAGUCAGUUAGUAGAAGAAGAAUUUGUGUCCCCAUCAGCAGGAAAAUACAUCUUAUCAGAAGAUACAGCAUUUGUAAAUAGGGAUUAUCUAGAUGGCCACCUUCCUUUAAUCGAGGACUUUGAACAAAAAACCCCAGAGAAGACCCCUUCGCAAAGUGCAGAAUCUAGUGUUUUUGAAUUACACACCACAUCCAUACAAGAGGAGCUGCAAGUGGACAUCAUCACUGAUACUGCACUUCUGGAUAAGGAGCCACAGGACUUUCUUUUAGAGCCCACUGAGAAACUUCAUGAGGAUAACUCCUACAAAAGAGCCCCAGAAGUGGGCACGAUUUCAGAUAGCCUUUUGCAAGCAUGCCUGAAGGACACCGUUGCCUACCUCCAAAAUAUUCGCAAUCAGCGGGCACAGAAAAUUCAGCAGAGCAACCAGGAAUUCCACACUGUUCGGGUUUCAGAAGAGAUCCCAAAACAAGAUCAGCACCAAAGACUGGGACCUUUCCAUGAUACUUUUACCGAACAGAAAGUCGAAGAGUUUGACCCAAGCCAUAGCAUACUGUCAGUGCUCAGAGAAGAUGCAGACUGGUUUGAGGAGGAUUUUGGACUGAGUAGUCAUAAAAAACAACGCUUAGAACGUGCUCCUUCAGCCGGAACCGUGACAGAGCCAAGUAUGUUAGUACCUCGAUCUGAAGCACCUCUGAAGCCUACUCUGCCCAUCUCCCCACCAGAGCUCACCAUGGCUGUUCCUCACUCUGCGUUGGAGGCGGAGCAGCUGGUUCAAUCAGCAGUGGAUGAAUUGUGGGGAUGGAAACGGCUAAGCCUGGACAUUGCAGAGAUCCGAAACAAUUUCACACGGUGUGAGAAUGAAGAGCAGAGUCCAGCCCACCGUGCCUAUAAAGAAAUGUUGUUCGACCUAACAUUGGACAUAUUUGAAGAAAUCUGCUCUCCCGACCCCAGAGGAUCUCAACCGCCAUGGAAAAAACCUGUACGGGUGACCCCGUCAUACUCCCGACGGGUGAGGGAUCCCAAUAACAUCCAGGAAGUGAAGUCUUUCCUGACAAGCGAAGUUCUUAAUCUCUUAAGUUUAAAGAAGGAACAAAAUCAUAAAAUGGACUGGCAGAGGAUGAUGAAGUUUGGAAGGAAGAAGAGAGACAGAGUGGAUCAUAUUCUGGUGCAGGAAUUGCACGAGGAGGAGGCGCAAUGGGUGAACUACGACGAGGAUGAACUCUUUGUAAAGAUGCAGCUGGCUGACGGAAUAUUUGAAGCCUUAAUACGUGACACUAUACAAGUCCUGCAGCGCAUCCAGAGCAAGAAGAACCACUCGCCCACAGUGUGAUUUGUACAUGUCAUGUCUUGCUACUCACAAAAUUACUGAUGAAAGAGCUCUCCAUGCAUGGGUAGGAGACACGGGACUGUGCUGUUCCUGCUACAAGGAUGAGCCAGACCCUCUGAGGACAGUGUUCUCUGAUUAGAGAAUGAUGUUAUAAGGAGUAAUACUGAUUCUCCUCUUUAAACUUUGAAUUUUAGACUUUUCCU
Molecule: messenger RNA, 10081 nt
Organism: Nanorana parkeri
Lineage: Eukaryota; Metazoa; Chordata; Amphibia; Anura; Dicroglossidae
Gene: CEP350
Product: centrosomal protein 350
Exons: 41
Coding region: 75-9881 (3268 amino acids)
Biological process (GO): microtubule anchoring
Cellular component (GO): centrosome
Molecular function (GO): microtubule binding
Source: RefSeq, a predicted model, not a curated record